Molecule: messenger RNA, 1428 nt
Organism: Brassica rapa (field mustard)
Lineage: Eukaryota; Viridiplantae; Streptophyta; Magnoliopsida; Brassicales; Brassicaceae
Product: calcium sensing receptor, chloroplastic
Biological process (GO): regulation of stomatal closure; cellular response to calcium ion; de-etiolation
Source: RefSeq, a predicted model, not a curated record
UUCAGUCUCCAUUGUUUUCUUCUUAAAUGCAUUUAUAAUCUUCCGUAGCUGAAGAAACAGUUUGCAGACAACAUAAAGUCUUUGUCUUCUUCUCUCUGUCACAUUGAUUUGUGAAGAAGAAGAAGAGUGGCAGAGAAACCCAUGGCUAUGGCGGAGAUGGCAAUGAAGUCUUCAGUAACAACUGCAAAACUCACUCUUCCUCCUUCUUCUUCGUCUUGUAAGAAGAGAGUGAGGCAAGUCUCUGUCGCACUUCCGACAACAACCUCAAUCUCUCUGUUAUCUGUCUUCUCAUCUCCUCCUCCUGAAGCCAAAGCUGCCGUUUCCAUUUCCAAGGACCAGAUCGUCUCCUCUCUCACUGAAGUGGAGAAGACAAUCAACCAAGUUCAAGAAACUGGUUCGAGUGUUUUCGAUGCAACGCAGCGUGUUUUCCAAGUGGUAGGAGAUGCUCUCAAACCAGCCUUGGACACUGCUUUGCCCAUCGCAAAGCAAGCCGGCGAAGAGGCUUUGAAGCUUGCUUCUCCUGCUUUCUCAGAGGCUUCGAAGAAAGCUCAAGAAGCGAUGCAAAGCUCUGGUAUUGAUGCAGAGCCUGUCUUUAAUGCUGCAAAGACAGUAACAGAUGUGGCCCAACAGACAACUAAAGCUAUUGAAGAUGCUAAGCCCAUUGCUUCAUCGACCAUGGAGACGAUAUCUUCAGCUGAUCCUAGUGUCGUUGUUGUUGCUGCUGGUGCUGCCUUUAUUGCUUACCUUCUCCUCCCUCCUGUUUGGUCUGCUAUAUCUUUUAACUUCCGUGGUUACAAAGGUGACCUCACACCGGCUCAGACACUUGAUCUUCUCUGUUCCAAGAACUACUUGAUGGUGGAUAUAAGAUCAGAGAAAGAAAAAGAAAAAGCUGGGAUUCCUCGUCUCCCUUCAAAUGCAAAGAACAGUAUGAUCGCCAUUCCGUUGGAAGAGCUACCGAACAAAGUAAAAGGAAUCGUGAGGAACUCAAAACGUGUUGAAGCAGAAAUAGCUGCAUUAAAGAUAUCUUACCUCAAGAGAAUCAACAAAGGCUCCAACAUCAUCAUCAUGGACUCGUACUCGGACUCAGCUAAAAUAGUGGCGAAAACGUUAAAGGUUCUCGGGUUUAAGAACUGCUGGAUCGUUACAGAUGGAUUCUCUGGUGGAAGAGGAUGGUUGCAGAGCCGUUUGGGCACUGAUUCUUACAACUUCUCGUUCGCACAGGUCUUGUCUCCAUCGAGGAUUAUACCAGCAGCUUCUAGGUUCGGUACUAGAUCAGGAACCAAGUUCCUUCCCAGCUCGGACUGAGAAAACAAGAGAAUGUAUCAUUAGCUAAAGAAGUGUUGUUUUAUAUUCCUUUUUACAUCUCAACUUUGAGAGAUCUUUUGGUAAAAUUUUCGAAUUAUUAUUUGUCUUUUAGAUUGAUGAUCA